This is a messenger RNA of Drosophila montana, 3673 nucleotides long. RefSeq names its product mucin-2. The transcript is spliced from 6 exons. The record is from RefSeq and is a predicted model, not a curated record. Lineage: Eukaryota; Metazoa; Arthropoda; Insecta; Diptera; Drosophilidae. Bases 74 to 2635 code for a protein of 853 amino acids.
CUGAAACUCUGAAAGGCAACCCAGAAAUACCGCAAAAAACCAACCAAAAAAAAAAAAGAAAACUCUGCUAAAGAUGCCGCGCGAGCCGCUACAAAGACGCAACGUGUUCCGCCUCAGCCGGCUGUGGAUGCUACCGUUGUUGGGCUUGUGCCUGGCCAGCUUUGGCCUGCGCUGCGAUGCGCGUGCGGUGAACGUGAGCAACACCUGGACCAUGCCGCAGGAGGGCUUGAAUGUGUUCUAUCGUUUCUUUCGUGAUCGCAUCUCCUGGUUCGAGGCGGACGCCGUUUGCCAGUUCCAUCAUGCCAAUCUGGUGACAGUCGACAACAGUUUUCAAUUUGAUGCAACUCGCGACCUGCUGCGGGAAUUGGAUGUGAACGACAUCGUUUGGAUUGGACUCAUGCGGCCGCAGAACUCGGAUCGCUUCAUGUGGUCCAACUCACGACCCUUGGUGGUGGACACCGGCUACUGGGCGGAGUCGUUGCCGCUGAUGGACGCGCCUCUCUGCGCCGUUAUCGAUCCCAUUCGCGACUAUCGUUGGCAUGCGCUGCGCUGCGGCGGCCCCGAGACCGCCUCGUUCCUGUGCGAAAUGCCAGUGCCCAGCUGGGCGGAUGCCUGCAUCCUGAAGGAGAUGCCCAACCUGACCAUGCAGUACAUGGCGGACACGGCCAGCAUUGAGCUGAUUAGGAACUGCCAGGAGGAGGGUCUGCUGCGGCACAGCUGCAAGGGCAAAGAGGAUCGAGAGCGGGCCGUACGCGAGCUGAUCUGCCCGAAGGAGCGGCUGGAGGCGCAACGCAUCAAUGACAUCACGAACUCGCACUUCAAAUCGCUGCAGAUCAUCAAGAGCAUUCGCACCGACAACAACGAGAACAACGACAUCGACCUGUUGCCCCUGGUGGCCAACUAUGCUGCCAGCGUCAUGAAGAUCGAGGUGGCCACGGCCGCACCGCCGCCACCGCCGCCGCCGUUGGCGCCAGUCGAACGCUUCAGCCUGGACAGGCUGAUAAUGCCGGUGGCCCGUUAUCACAUCCCGGACGAGGUGCCCAUGCCCGUCAAGAAGUCCGCCAAGAAGGUGAACCCAAACGAUGAGCACGCCAAGAAGCUGCUGGCACAUCAUCAGACCCAGAUGCGCAAGGCCUCGACCACAACCAAGCCCACAAAGACGACUACGACCACGAUAUCGCAUCUGGACAUGAUGAUGGGCGAUCAGCCGGCGCUGAGUGAAGAGCAGCUGCCGGAGGAUGUCAGCGAUAGCGAUGUGUCCAACGAGAUAUUCCAGGCGUUGCCGCACAAGAAGAAAAUAUUGCCGCAGGACCUGAGGACAAUGCCGACCAUAACUGAGGCAACAACAACAGCAGCAGCAGCCACAACAACAGCAACAGCAGCAACUGAGGCAGCAAUAAGGGCCAAGGAGUCGACCAUGGCAGCAGCAACAACAACAACAACAGCAGCUCCAGCGACAACCACAACAGCAGCAACAACAACAACAACAACAACAUCCACAACAACAUCCACAACAGUAGCAGCAACACCCAUGGCAGCAACAACAACUUUGCCGACAUCAACAGCAGCACCCACAACAACAACUACAACAGAAGCAGCAGCAACAGCGCCACCAACAACAACAACAACAACAACAAGAACAACAACAACAUCGGCGCCAUCAACAACCGAAAGCAACAUUAUGAUAACAACAACUGCAGCAGCAACAGCAACUCCGGCCUCCCCAGCCGUAGCAACGGAUGUGACAAUGGAAACGGAAACAGAUACAACAGUUGUUGCCGCCACCGGCAACACUUCCAAUACCUACGGCACCAGCACCAGCAGCAGCACUACGAGCACCAGCAGCAGCAUCACGAGCACCAGCAGCAGCAACAUCCCAACCCCAACGACAACAGGAAUGCCAUUGGGAACGUCAACGACAGUGGUUAGCAUUGCACAUCCCAUACAUCCGGUGCAGCAAAGUCGCGAUGAGACUGCCCAUCCACAUGUCAAAGAGACGGCGGACAAUUCGCACUUCAUACCGCCAAUGUUGCUGGUCAAAUCGCACUAUGUGCCGCCGUCCAAGCAUGGCGAGCACGGCGAGCACAAGUCCGAGCAUCUUGCUGCCAAUACGCUGGCAACAACAACAGCUCCGACAAGCCAUCAAAAUGUUGCUGGCGUGACAGCAGCAACAGCAGCAGCAACAGACGAAGUAGAGACGGCAGCAGCAGCAACUAAAAUGACCCAAACUUUUACAACAAUCAAGACAACAACAACACCAGAAGCAGCAGCAGCAGCAGCACUCACAACAACAACAAUGACCGCCGGAAAAGUGCCUACUACCGAGGCACCAACAACCGCCACAAAAGAGACAACAGCUAAUGAAAACAGCUCGAAUCCACCAGCAACAGCAGCAGCAGCAACAUCUGCUGCUGGCGAAAUGAAGGGCGCCACAAAGUUGCACUUGGAUAGCGAGAGCGAGACCGGGGAUGGGGAUGGGGAUGGGGUUGGUGGUGAGGAUGAGCUGGAGUUAACGAGCGCCACAACACGACGCAACUUCCUGCAGGAGGAAACUGAGGCGCCAUUCAAGCCAAAUCGACACCGUUCGCUAACAAAGCCGGAAACCGUCAGCUAUUUCAAGAAGAUCUUGGGCUAAGAGCAGCAGCAGCACCAGCAGCGACUGCAACUGUAACUGAGGCGACUUUGCAGUUAACACAUAUUUCCGACUCAUCCACACCCAUCAACAGCCCCCCAUCCCCCGUGACCCAUGCAAUCUAAUUGGUGUGCAACAAAAAAAAAUAUCAAAAAUCAUAGCUGCAUUGCCAGCAAAUUGAAUCAGCUCAUGUCGUUGCCUGAUUCCAGCCACCAACAACAACAACAACAACAGCAGCAGCAGCAACAACAACAACAACAAAAAUAUCCACAUUCUGGCCAAAGUUUGUAAAACUUGGCUAUGUCCGCCCCCGCACGGCUCCACACCGGAAACUUAAGCUGUUAGUCAACGCCAAGCGGAAACGCAAAGCAGCCAAAAGAAAACUCAAGCAUAGUAGGAGAGCAAGAAAGAGAGAGAGAGAGAUAGAUAGAGAGAGAGCGAGGGAGAGAGGGCGAGUGGCAGCAGCAGGUUCCAGUUGGGAGCACCAAAUAUGUCAAUUCUUUGCAGCACAAACCACAAAGUAAUACACCACCAAUACACACACACACACACACAGGCACACACAGGCACACAGUGACAAAUUUAGGCACCAGCAAAGUCUGUCGAAGUUAAAGGCAGUAAGAGAAAUAAAAAUAAAUAAAAUAAAAAAAAGAAAAGAAAAUGAAAAUGAAAACAAUUCGAGGAGCAGAGGGAAAGGUGGUUGCAUACCAAAGGCCAAAUCUUAAGUAUGAUAAAUACUAUUAUAAAUGUUUACAGAGCUAUUCGUAAUAUACACAUAAGAUACACAACCAUUGCGAGCGUCUGUUUCGCCAAAUUUCGUUUACUCUAGCCCAAAAUAAGAACACAAAGCCGGCAAAAACAAAAAAACAAAAAGUAACGCACCAACUACGUAAUACUCCAAUAAAAGCUCAAAAUAGGCCAUACAUUUAUUAGAUGAUAUCGAUUUUCGCGAAUAUUAAUGUUUGUAGCACUUCAAGCUCUGAAACUGUGCAAAAUAUCGAUGCAGCGAUAUAUAUCGAUCUUAUAUCAAUAAAUAUAUCG